AUGCAUUAUGACGACUCGAGGAAAGUGAUCUACUGCGUUGUUCCCAAGGUGGCGAGCACCAGCUGGAAGAGAGUGUGGCUCAGGAUGACGAACUGGAUUAAUCCGCAAGCAGAACUUCGCACCUCCCCCAGGUACGCCGUCCACCUCAGUCUCCCCGUGCUGGCCUUCGACAGGAAUGCAGAGGAGAAGCUAAGAACGUACAGGAAGUUCAUGGUGGUGCGCCAUCCCUUCGAGCGGGUCUUGUCUGCCUACAGAGACAAGCUGGAGGGCGAGUACGAGAACCCCGGCUACAGCUUCCACAAGCAAGUGGGCAAGCGGAUACAGAUGAAGUACAGGGGCGUCACCUACAGGGGGGGCCACAACGUCACCUUCGCAGAGUUCAUUCGCUUCAUCUCCGAGGCGGGGCGCGGGACGCCGGAGCAGAGGAACGAACACUGGCGGCCCAUGCACGAGCUGUGCCAGCCGUGCGCUGUGCGCUACGACUUUAUCGGCAAAUACGAAAAUCUGAAGGAGGACGCGGACUACCUCCUCCAGUGGCUCGGGCUGACGGACCUGGUGGACGGGUUCCCCGCGUCGGACAACAGGACCUUCCACGCCAGCCGCCUCGACUCCAAGUACUUGGGCCAACUCAGCCACAGCGAUAUCAUGGCCUUCCACGCCAAGCACCUGGCGGACUUUUUGCUCUUUGACUACAAGUUCACCUGAACGAACAACACAGACGGGUAAGGGGAGGCUGUGGCUGAGUGGUUAGUGUGGCGUUCGCCGCGUUCUGGAUGAUAUGGGUUCUAAUCCGCCGUUACCACCUGGGAUUUUUCAGUCACCGCCGAGUGGCCUAAAUCUACCCACAUACUAUCCUGAAGACCGCAUAUCUACCCGAACUCUAGAUCGAGGAACUGUUUUUGAGUGAAAUCAAGAAUGAGUUCCAGGGUACAGCAUAAGCUAAGAAUACAUGGCGCCACUAUAAACACUUGCCAUGACGGCCUUGUGCAGACCACCAGGGGCCGUAUGCUCAAAAGGUGCGAGGGAGCAGCUGGCUCCCUCACGCCGGCCCGCCUCAUUUCAACCGCUAAGGUUUAUGCUCAAACGUGUACGAUACACAAAAUGAGGUAUUAAGCGUUCUUUCUUUUGCUAACCGCUUUCCAAAAUAAUUUCAAGGUGGCAGAAGCCUUCUGAGAUAUGAAACUUACCAUUAAAAAUCUCAAAUAAAACAGCAGCCUCUUGUGGCGAGAGAUGGCAUCCACAGGCCUUAAUAGGGUGGCGUGCACCUUCAACCCCCUGAUCAAAACAAAACAAAUAUGACAAUGCCUCCUAACCCCUUAUGUUAACCUACCCAGA
Messenger RNA from Eriocheir sinensis (Chinese mitten crab), 1335 nucleotides. RefSeq names its product carbohydrate sulfotransferase 11-like. Gene Ontology annotation, cellular component: membrane. Gene Ontology annotation, biological process: carbohydrate biosynthetic process. The record is from RefSeq and is a predicted model, not a curated record. NCBI's taxonomy places the organism in Eukaryota, Metazoa, Arthropoda, Malacostraca, Decapoda, Varunidae. The transcript is spliced from 4 exons. Bases 1 to 705 code for a protein of 234 amino acids. Gene Ontology annotation, molecular function: sulfotransferase activity.